Caenorhabditis elegans is the source of this 1595-nucleotide messenger RNA. RefSeq names its product G-protein coupled receptors family 1 profile domain-containing protein (gene npr-2). Lineage: Eukaryota; Metazoa; Nematoda; Chromadorea; Rhabditida; Rhabditidae. The record is from RefSeq and is marked reviewed. Gene Ontology annotation, cellular component: membrane. The transcript is spliced from 10 exons. Gene Ontology annotation, molecular function: neuropeptide Y receptor activity; G protein-coupled receptor activity. Gene Ontology annotation, biological process: G protein-coupled receptor signaling pathway; signal transduction. Bases 70 to 1362 code for a protein of 430 amino acids.
GAGAGCAACGUCAACGCCUCCAUUGGAGAGAAAAGUCGACUAGUUUCAUUUCACUUCUGUAAAUUCAUAAUGUCGAUGGUGAAUACACGUGUUGAGGCUCCGGACCUUUUGGCGUUGAAAAACAUGCUGCGACAAUCAGAUGGUACUCGAAUGCUACAAGAAAUGAGAAGAAAGUUGAUUCAACUGCACUCUUCGCAGAUGAUCAACGAAACAGAAGAGACAUGUGAUCGAUAUAUAGACAAGCAUCCAGAUAUGACAAAUGAACCAACAGUCCUUGUCACAUUCUCCCUGCUUUAUCUUCAUAUUUUUCUUCUUGGAAUCCUAGGAAAUUCGGCUGUUCUAUAUCUUACAAUGAAACAUCGUCAAUUACAAACUGUUCAAAAUAUAUUUAUUUUGAACUUAUGCGCAUCGAAUGUUUUAAUGUGCUUGACGAGUCUUCCAAUCACAUUUAUCACAAAUGUCUACAAACAAUGGUUCUUCUCAUCGCCUGUUUGUAAACUUAUUCCAUUGGUUCAGGGAGCUUCAAUCUUUGUCUCCACUUUCUCCCUUUCCGCCAUUGCACUUGACCGAUACAACCUCGUGGUUCGUCCUCAUAAACAAAAACUCAGUUCACGAAGUGCAAUGAUGAUUGCUCUUCUCAUUUGGGUUAUUAGUGUAGUUGUUUGUAUGCCAUAUGGAUGGUACAUGGAUGUGGAGAAGCUCAAUGGAUUAUGUGGAGAGUACUGUUCUGAGCACUGGCCAUUAGCAGAAGUACGAAAGGGAUAUACUUUUUUGGUGUUAAUCACUCAAUUUUUGUUUCCUUUUGCUACGAUGGCUUUUUGCUAUUAUAAUAUUUUUUCAAGACUCAGACAACGAGUGGAAACGAAACUGAAGAAAUUAUCAGAAAGAUCUCAACUUUUGGAGAAUAGUACAACAUGUGGAACCACUAACCACAUUGUUAGCAUUAACGCGGAAGCAGUUCAAAAUGGUCUGGAAAACAAACAAAGAUUAGCUGUUCUUGCUCAACAAAGAAGGACAACUACUAUUUUAUCGUGCAUGGUUCUUCUUUUUGCAUUUACAUGGCUUCCACAUAAUGUUGUCACUUUGAUGAUAGAAUACGAUGGAUUCUUUUUUCAUUCUGAUGAGACAUCGGCAACCAGUACCGAUCAUACAUAUAUUGUUUCAAUGACUGCUCAUUUAAUAUCCAUGUUAACAAAUGUAACCAACCCAUUUCUGUAUGCUUGGCUUAACCCAAUGUUCAAAGAAAUGCUUAUUAAAACUCUCAGAGGUGGAAGUAAAUCCCCGAAACCAGCUGACAUCAAGCAAACUUCAUUCAUUCGAAUGCCGAAUAGUGGUGCGCCAAGUCAAUCUUCCUACCUGUGAUUUUGUUUCAAAUUAUACCGUUUUUCAUUGCAUUUUUCAAAAGAAUUGCUUUCAACAUCACGUGUUUUAUUUGAUUUAUACUUAUUUUGUUUGCCAAUGAUUUUCUAUGUAUUUUUAAUAGUCAAUUUUUGAACCUUGUAGGUUUUAUUAGACGGAAGAUCUGGUUUCUCACGGUUUUCAUAACGUUUUCUGUGUAUUUAUGAUCAAAUUUGAAAUGAACUUUUUUGCUUUUU